This is a messenger RNA of Salvelinus namaycush (lake trout), 3643 nucleotides long. Its product is annotated as OTU domain-containing protein 7A-like. The transcript is spliced from 5 exons. NCBI's taxonomy places the organism in Eukaryota, Metazoa, Chordata, Actinopteri, Salmoniformes, Salmonidae. Gene Ontology annotation, biological process: protein K11-linked deubiquitination; protein K48-linked deubiquitination; protein deubiquitination involved in ubiquitin-dependent protein catabolic process. Bases 1 to 2046 code for a protein of 681 amino acids. Gene Ontology annotation, cellular component: cytoplasm; nucleus. Gene Ontology annotation, molecular function: DNA binding; cysteine-type deubiquitinase activity; K63-linked polyubiquitin modification-dependent protein binding. The record is from RefSeq and is a predicted model, not a curated record.
AUGGGAGAGGUUGAGGCUGUGAUCCCGCUGACCGACUCAGAACACAAGCUGCUAUCUCUCCACUUUGCUACGGACCCUGGGAAGGACUGGGAGUGGGGCCGGGAUGACAGCGACAACAUCAAGCUAGCCAGUUUAAUCCUGUCCCUGGAAGCCAAACUGAACCUGCUGCAUAACUACAUGAACGUAACAUGGAUCAGGAUACCAUCUGAGACCAGGGCUCCCCUGGCCCAACCGGAGUCUCCCACGGCGUCCCACGGGGGCGAUGACGUCCAGUCUCUAGCCGACUCCAUGGACUCCGACCGCGACUCCGUCUGCAGCAACUCCAACGUCAACAACGGCAAGGUCUCCACCAAGGACAAGGACAAGGAUCCCAAGGAGAAGACGGAGAGGCAGCAACAGCGUAAAGACAAGGACAAGACCAGGACGGACUCUGUGGCCAACAAGCUAGGCAGCUUCAGCAAGACCCUGGGUAUCAAGCUGAAGAAGAACAUGGGAGGUCUGGGAGGGCUGGUCCACGGAAAGAUCAACCGCUCCAACUCCGGAGGCAACGGCCGGAACAACGGAGGAGUGGGGGGCAACGGAGGAGGAGGGGGCGGCAACGGAGGAGGGACAGAGAAUAAUGUAGAGAAGAAGAAGGAGAAAAAGGAGGGGAAAGCACGGAAGGAUGGAGGAGGAGGAGAGAAGGAAGGCCAGUCUGCGAGUACGUCGUUCUCCUCGGACAAGACCACCAGCCCGUCUCCCACCGAGCGCCCCCCAGGCGUGCCCUCUCCUCCCGGGGAACGGGACAGGGACAGGGGGGGUCUCCUGGCCAGACUGGUGGGGGAUAAGGCCCUGUCGGAGCACUGGAAGUACAGCACAGACGUCAAGCUGAGCCUCAACAUACUGAGAGCCGCCAUGCAGGGCGAGAGGAAGUUCAUCUUCGCUGGCCUUCUCCUCACCUCCCAUCGCCACCAGUUCCAUGAGGAGAUGAUCUCCUUCUACCUGACCUCCGCUCAGGAGCGCUUCUCUGCCGAGCAGGAGACUAGGAGGAAGGAAGGAGAGAAGAAACCUGCAGCAAACUCUACAACCACGACGACUACGACCAACGGGUCCUCCAACGCCCUGAAGAAACCAGAGCAGGAGAGCGCCCCUCACCGGGAGAGAGAGAGGGAGAAGGAAAGAGAGAGAGAAAAGGAGAGAAGGGAGCGAGACACCCGCACCCCUCCUCCACCUCCCUCCUGCCCUCCUCCUCCUACUCCCCUUCCCCAGGACUUCAUCUCUUCCCCAGCCAGACACCACCAAAGCCAUACCCCUCACAUCCCCCCACAGAUUGCCCUGAAGAUGCAGGGCCGCCACAGCCCCUCGCCCCACUCCUCCCCCAGCAACGGUGCUACCAGGAGACCGGGGUCCGUCCCACCUGUCCCCGGCCCCGUCCCAACUGCAGUCCCAGUGUCAGCCCACUACAGCCAUACCCCUCCCAUCCAGAGGUCCAGUAUCAUCCACCUGAGAGACGUCAACCUCCAGGCCCUCCAGGCACCCAGCUUCCAGCCGGACGACCCCCAGCCCAGCUACAAGCCUCCUCUGGUGGGCACCCUGAAGACCUGUGCCACUUACCCCCAGCAGAACCGCUCUCUGUCCUCCCAGAGCUACUCUCCAGCCCGCCUGUCUGGGGUCCGUUUGGGCACCGGGGUCAACCACGCCCACCCGGGGGUCCCAGGCACCACGGAGCCCUACAACAUGCCUGGGGAGCACAAGUCCCAUACCUAUACCAACGGCUUCAACGCGAGCCACAUACAGGACUGUCUGGAGUUCGCCGACGUCGACUUGCCUCAGACCUGGGGGAGCAGUAGCGUCACCAGGACGGGUUCGGGGUCCGACAAGGUCAAAAGUCAGAUGGGUAGCGCUGGUGGGGGUUGCCUGGUGUACUGCCUGCAGCAGAGGCGAUGCAAGAGGGAGAAGUGCUCCUUCUACGGGCGACCAGAGACAGAUAACUACUGUUCCUACUGCUUCAAGGAGGAUCUGAAACACAAGGAGAGGGAGGCCAAAGUCCUCAGUAGGCCUGGAUAGCCCCUGGUACCGCGCCAGCCAGAGGUGCUGCUACUCUAGCCUGGUGUACUAUCUAUCACACUACAGGUACUGCAAACCCUGCUGCUGACAACGCAACACAACAGAAGACAACAGAACUGUGUCCCAUAGAGAAGGAGAUAGAGCAGGUCUACUCAAUAGACUGUCUGUGGACGUUGGGACAUCAAAACAGACAGACAGACAUGCUCAGAGCCAGGUGAUCGCCUGCUCUGUUUAAAACGUUUGAUUCCUGUCACUUCCUCUGUCUCAGUGUACAGUACAGUAGGCUACUGUAAAGGACACAACUACUUGAUGACAAGCAGGGUAGAUCUCUGUCCACUUGACAUCUUUGGCCAGCAGGAAUUUAUAACUUUGUUCGUUUUUAAAAAUAUAUAUAAUUUGGUUCAACUUUUAGUUAGUUUAUGGAGAAAUGUCUGUGUUUUUUUGCCCACAACUUGAAUGGCAAACUCAGAUAUCAUUUCAGGCACAUACACUACACAUAAAAUAGCAAAAUUGCAUUUUGUUGUGCAGUGGUUCAAAACUUAAACUUUAAACUUAAGCCUAACUUCAAACUUAAACUGGACUGUUUUGAUUUAAAACCUUCAACCAACUUUCAAAACAAACUUCUCAAAGCAAUACGUUAGUAACUUCAACAGGGUUUUUUAUUUUUAUUUUGGAUCAAUAAUUGUCCUAAAGGCAACUCACUGUGAACCCUUUCUGUUGUCUAUGCACUCCUGUUGGCUUCAGUAGAGAGUUCAAAUCCUCUGGUGCAGCUGAAAGACAAUAGACAACAAUAGGCAGGAUAUUCAGUCGAACGCAAAGAAACCCACACCAAGGAAAAUAACCGUUUCGUGUGGUGAAAAUGCACUUUGUAAUUUAAGUUUGCAGUGUGCACUCACAUUGAUUACAUGGUUUAAACGAAACAACAACAAAAUCGAAUUGGUUUUAAUGAAUCGUACUCCUUAUCACAGGGAGGGCAGGGAGACUGUUUCAAUGCUAGUUUGAUUUGGUCUGCCUCACAAAAUAUUUGUAUUUAAUGUUUUCCUCUACAUUCUACAGGUCUUAGAUAAACCGAACGUGUUUUCAUCAGCAGUUGAUUAUCUUGGUUGUUAUUUUACAGGUGCUGCGUGGUGUUGCUACCCAUUAGGGUUUAUUAACAACGACAAAAUAACAUGAAAUCUCCUGGCCAAAGAUGUUAAAUAUCUACAGAGAGAACGCUCUUCAAACAACUCCUGAAUAUAAUGACGUUUGGGAUCCUUUUUAUUGUGUCUGGUUCAUGGACUCUCACCAUUUAAAUGUAAAAAAAUAUAUGAUUUUGUAUUCAUUUGAGAGUUUUACACAACUUAAAUUAUUAAUUUGCACAUUAGAUACCAAUGUACAGUACAUAGCAAAAAUGAGGAACAAAAAUAAGAUUAGUAUAUUGUGUAAAAAAAAUAAUAAUUCAGUUUGUGUGUUUUUGUGUAUAGAGAAUGUGAUGAUGGGGAAUUUACAAGCCAAGGCUAUAAAAGUGUUAUAUAGAAAAUAUUUUUAUAUAAUUUUCACAAAAUGCCAUGAAGCAAUAUUUUGCGCUUUUUCCUUAUGGACACGGUUUGUCACUUUG